UUAUUUUUGAAUGUGAAUUUAAAUAGUCCAAAGCUAGAAUGUACGAAUCAACCGAUUUGGACUGCGCCAACUCAGAAUCCAUGUUGAUUGGAGUCCAUCAUGUGGGUGUGACAGCCAAAAUACAGUCUCCACUCAAGAAGGUCCGGCCGCGCAUGAUAAUGUCCAGCGAAUCGGACAUUUUCCAAGAUGUCAAGAUCAAGAGCCAGUACAAUGCGUUCAAAAACGACCAACUGGAGGAGACAACCGGCACCACGACGGAUGCCAGCUCGCAGCCCGCUUUAUACAAGAUGCGUGCCGAGCCAGAGAAGUUGCUGAAUGAAAAGCCGGAGCGCAUUGAGUUCCAGCGCUACUCGAAGAGGCGUCCCCGGGUCUUUGUGCCACUGCGUGGCCGUGCCAGAGUCCACCCGAGGGCCAAGUCGAACAAGGCAUCCCAGGCGCCGCAGCAGACCAAGGCGAAAUCAGGCUUUGUCAACCGCCUGAUGAACGCUCUGGACAACAUGUGCAAGUGCCAGCCGCAGCACUCGCACAACCUUAUCGACGAUCUGCCCGAGCCGCACUGGAACAAGAAGGAGGAGUCGCGUCACACCUGCAUCGGUAUCUAUCCGUUCGAGCACGGCUGUGCCGAUUACCUGAGCACCACGGACACCCAUCCCAGGAUCAAUGCCAUUGUCCUGGCCGAUCGGGCCACCACCUAUGCCACCCACUUCUGGGCGGAGCUGUUCGGCCUGCUCCACAUUGCCGUGGCCUUUGUGGUGGCCUUCAUUCUGCAGAGCUACCGAUUCGUUCUCUUCUCUCUGGUCAACACUCUCAUUGUGGGACUGCUGCACUUGACCUCCGACUACGUGCUGAAGCCCGUGCUGACCACGCUCUUCAAUGGUUUUCUGCAGCCGCCCCUGAUCCUUGUGUACAACAUCCUCUGCUCCUUGCGUGACAUUACGGAGCCUGUGGGUGAUGCCUUGGCUCAUUUCCUGAAGCCCCUGGCCACUGUAUGCGGCAGCCUGCGACUGGUCGAUGUCAACCACCGCCAUGGCCGACGUUUAUCCAAAAAUGUUUGAUUUUCCAUGUUUGUUCUUCUAUAUGUUAAAUUCCUUUGAUUUCCCAUUAAGUUUUGUUCCGUUUCCCGUUUCGUUCCGUGGGCGGAGCCUGUCACUGCAACCCCUAAAAGGAUAUCGGGGUAAAUUCUGCUUCUCCUUCCCUGUCCCGCUUCCCUGUCCCCUCUUCACGGAUUACACACAAUAUUACGCACAUUCCGAACCUGGAUCGGAUUACAUUGUUUUUUCUUGUUUCGCAGCACACCCAUAGCCAUAGCCCAUAGCCAUAGCCAUAGCCAUAGCGACAGCCAGCACCCUCUCACCCCCCUCCCAACACUGGACUUAAGGGUGUGCGAGGCGAGACGAGGCUCAAUUACGGAGAGAGAAACAUUUAUGAUUUAUUUGCUCAUUUUGUGGUCGUUCCACCAGGACAUCGCCAGGGGGCAAGGAAGCAUAUGUCUA
Drosophila obscura is the source of this 1493-nucleotide messenger RNA. RefSeq lists its product as uncharacterized. Lineage: Eukaryota; Metazoa; Arthropoda; Insecta; Diptera; Drosophilidae. The coding region runs from base 39 to 1055 and encodes 338 amino acids. The transcript has a single exon. The record is from RefSeq and is a predicted model, not a curated record.